AAUUGUUCCUGUUGAUGCGUAGGUCCUCUUCUGGUUCGGACUUCUUGAGGCUUUAGAAGCUCCUACGUGAAACUGUCUACCUCCCGGGAGAAACAGUGCCUGCUUCUGCAAGACAACUCUGCACUGCUAUGGAUACCGAAUCCACAUACUCUGGGUAUUCAUACUAUUCAAGCCAUUCAAAAAAAUCUCACAGACAAGGGGAGAGAACUAGAGAGAGACAUAAAUCACCCCGGAAUAAAGAUGGCAGGGGGUCAGAAAAAUCUGUCACCAUUCAAGCUCCCACUGGAGAGCCCCUGUUGGCAAAUGAUUCCACUAGGACUGAGGAGGUUCAGGAUGACAACUGGGGAGAGACCACCACAGCCAUCACAGGCACCUCAGAGCACAGCAUAUCCCAGGAGGACAUUGCCAGGAUCAGCAAGGACAUGGAGGACAGCGUGGGGCUGGAUUGCAAACGCUACUUGGGCCUCACCGUCGCCUCCUUCCUUGGACUUCUAGUUUUUCUCACCCCCAUUGCCUUCAUCCUGUUGCCCCCAAUCCUGUGGAGGGAUGAGCUGGAGCCUUGUGGCACAAUUUGUGAGGGACUUUUUAUUUCUGUGUCAUUUAAACUGCUCAUUCUGCUCAUUGGGACGUGGGCACUUUUCUUCCGGAAGCAGAGAGCAGACAUGCCACGGGUGUUUGUGUUCCGUGCCGUUUUAUUGGUCCUCAUCUUUCUUUUCGUGGUUUCCUAUUGGCUGUUUUAUGGAGUGCGCAUUUUGGACUCUCGGGACCGAAAUUACCAGGGCAUUGUGCAAUAUGCAGUCUCCCUCGUGGACGCCCUCCUCUUCAUCCACUACCUGGCCAUCGUCCUGCUGGAACUCAGGCAGCUGCAACCCAUGUUCACGCUGCAGGUGGUGCGCUCCACGGACGGGGAGUCCCGCUUCUACAGCUUGGGACACCUGAGUAUCCAGAGAGCAGCUUUGGUGGUUCUGGAAAAUUACUACAAAGAUUUCACCAUCUAUAACCCAAACCUCCUAACAGCUUCCAAAUUCCGAGCAGCCAAACACAUGGCCGGGCUGAAAGUGUACAACGUAGAUGGCCCCAGUAACAACGCCACUGGUCAGUCCCGGGCUAUGAUCGCUGCAGCCGCCAGGCGCAGGGACUCGAGCCACAACGAGCUGUAUUAUGAAGAGGCUGAGCACGAGCGUCGGAUAAAGAAGCGGAGGGCAAGGCUAGUGGUGGCAGUGGAAGAGGCGUUCAUCCACAUCCAGCGUCUCCAGGCCGAGGAGCAGCAGAAAGCCCCAGGGGAGGUGAUGGACCCCAGGGAGGCAGCGCAGGCCAUCUUCCCCUCCAUGGCCAGGGCGCUGCAGAAGUACCUGCGAACCACUCGGCAGCAGCACUACCACAGCAUGGAGAGCAUCCUGCAGCAUCUGGCCUUCUGCAUCACCAACAGCAUGACCCCCAAGGCCUUCCUAGAGCGAUACCUCCGUGCGGGCCCCACCUUGCAGUAUGACAAGGAUCGCUGGCUGUCUACGCAGUGGAGACUUAUUAGUGACGAGGCCGUGACUAAUGGGUUACAGGAUGGAACUGUUUUCGUCCUUAAAUGCUUGGACUUCAGCCUCAUUGUCACUGUGAAGAAAAUUCCAUUCAUCAUACUCUCUGAAGAGUUUAUAGACCCCAAGUCUCACAAGUUUGUCCUUCGCUUACAGUCUGAGACAUCCGUUUAAAAGUUCUAUAUUUGAGGCUUUAUAUAAAAAAAGAAUAUAUAGAGAGAUAUAUAUGUCCAGAGGGGUGUCUUUUUUAAAAAAUUUUUUAUUCUUCAUUGCUGACUGAAGCUGGCAGAUGACAGACCAGUAUCCUUUGACCAUCUGCACUUUAUUUGGAAGGAAGCAGGGGAUGUCCGCCUUGACGAGAAGUGACUGGUGGCAUCUGACUUUCUUAGAUGGGACUCCUGGAGAAGCCGACGCUACAAACCAAAGUGGAGCUGCUGUGUCCUUGGGAGCUGCGCCUUACAACUCAUCCCUGACUCCCAGCCAGUCCCACAUCCCCACUGCUUCUGGUCAACCACCUCGAGGGUUCUAGGGGACCCAUUCUCUCUUCUGCUUCGGGAACCCAGACACCGCACCUCUACAUGUGUGCGUGUGUCGUUGUCUGCAUAACCACAUGAUCCGUGGGAGUUGGAGCUGUUCAGGAGAUGCCUGCCUUCGUCUUUGUUCUUUGUUGCCUUAGUUUCCUCAGAGAAAGAGCCUAACCAAAAAUGCACACUGUCAGAUUACAGCUGUUGCGUGAUUCACUUUUAUUUUUUCCCAAAGAAAAGCCUACCUGCCGUGUUUCUGAUCCUAUUCUGCUUCUAGCCCUGGGAUUUCCCACCAUGGCUCCACUCCAUUCCACCUACCCUAGCAGUCAUGCCAUAGGCCCUUUGCAGUCUCUGCACCAUCCAUCCCAGAUUGUUCCAUGGGGAAGUGUGGCAUGGCCUACCAGGUAAAAGACGGGAGAGUCAGCCACUGGAAUGCCUCUUCUAGGCUAUAGCCAAAGCUUACCCUACCUAAUCCUCCUCCCCCUGCUCCACACCAACUAGGGGAGACUAACACUGUGACCCUGGGGUUGGCAGGUACCUCUUGGAGUCACCUGAUUUCCCAAGGAGGUGAGUUCUCACGAAGCUUAUACCAAGCUGCCCUGCUGAGGGAGACCAAACAGUGCCGACCAACUGGCAGCUGCUGCUGUCCAGCCCUGUGUUUUCUGACCACUGUCACUGUGCACCUUAUCAGCUCAGCCACUUAUUACCAGGGCCUUGCAUGAGUCCUGCCACGCUUUUAGUCCCUGGUGAAGUGAAGGAGAGUGGGUGCUAUAGCGUUGGGAGACCGGAGAGGAGGGAGCCAACCUGCUGGGCUGGAGUGGUUCAUGCGCCAUCUGUCUUAUUCUGGAGCUGGUCUUGGAGGCGCUUCCAGCUGUCCUGCUGUAGAGAGCAGCCCCCUGGCAGAGCCCGGCUGCAGAGACGCGCCUCAGGAGCUGCAUCCUGCACCUUGCAGUGGAUAAUCUUUGCCUCUGUUUGCCCUUCUGUAUCUUCAGUAAACCUUUAAAAGUGUUCCCCCUUCCCUUUCUCAGACUUCAUGAUAGUCACCUUGCUUCAGGAUGACGCUGUGAAAUGCUCUUUGUGUGUGUGAAGCAUUGUUGUCUUAUGCAUUCCAUACAAUACCUUGUGUAUCGUUUUAAAAAUCACAGUUGGCUUUGAAUGUUUUAGUACACCUGUACCUGAAAAAGUAAGCAUUGUUCUCAGAUCAGCAGCCUUCAGCUGGAAAAGUUGCGUUGGAGAAGAAGGGAAGGGAAAUCCAAAGUGUGGCGUGGAGCCAAGUUGUACUCUGUCGUGACAUGGUUCUGUUUAUGAAAAACACAUACCAUGUAACCAUGGUGCUUCGUUCUUAGAUUUUGCCUCUAGCUCCUUUCUGACUGGAAGUUCCUUAUGAUGUCUUUCUCAGGAAGUAUUUUGGAAGAUAGGGUAAGGGGUGGUAAGUGUGUGUGAAACUUCGGCUGUGUAAAGUGGCUGAUGUCCAGACCAGCUGCUGAAUACAGUGCCAUUGGAAGUGCCGUGCGUGUAAGACAGAACUAAUAACAACGUUGUUCAUCAGCAUUGGAAAAUACUGUGCUUCCCACCCUAUCUUUAAUUGCCAGGCAAGAAGGGUUAAGUUAGAUUCAUUCACUAUUGCUUGUGCAUUCCCAGCAGGGUGAAGACAGGUUUAAAUUAAGGAACUUAUUUUCUCUCUUUUUCUCUGACUUUUUGCAUAGGAGAAUGUCAGGCUUUCUGAAAUUACUUUCUUUUUAAAUUGAAUAUUGAUUUUUUACACUAACUUUGUACUGCGUUCUUUCUGAAAGAAUAACAAAAUCAAAUGCAGAAUCUUUUUAAGCCUUUGCACUUUCAACCUCUAAAUAGUUCGAGUUACUGGUGCAGUGGGAACCAGGUAAAUGGCAUUAAAAAAAAGUAAGGUUUCAGAAAGCUGAAUCACACAAUUGAACACAGUAAAUUUUUAUUUCAGUUCUUGGAACCAGUAGGCUAUUCCUUUUAAAGAGGGUAAACUGUACCCUAAGGCAAGUAGAGUAUGUGUUCCUAGUAGAGGAGACAAGAUUUCUUUUACCUUAAAUGUUUAUAGAUUUUUCUAUAGCUUUCAACUUAAGUUAUUAAAAUUCUAACAUUAACUGUGAAAGAACUUCAUGAGGAGUGUAGGUCUGCGAUUGCUGUCUUCCCGGGUGGUGUUUUAACCAGUAGAUAAUGUUUGUUCAUAAGUGUGUGCUUGUAAAACUAUGGCAGUUUUUUAAUAGAAUAUGAACUGAAUGUUUUAAAAAGUGUAUUCUGGGAGUAGGAAGAGAGUUUAAGGUUAUGUAGUUCAUCCAUCCUCUACAUUAUCCAUUAAGUCAAAAUCCAUAGUCCUUGUGUUAAGGUUCAGAAAGUAAGCCCUAGAGGAUGCUCAACCACCAACUUUUUUUUGCCCAGCUAUUAUUACAUCACUUUCUUCCUCUGCCCUUCCCCCUUGAGGUCUACAAAAAGGACAAACUCUUUUCAACAGAAGAUGAAAGGUAGAUGGCUCUGGUGUGUGUGCCACAUUGCACUUCAUUGCUGGAGUUUGGGACUCCCUUUUAAUGAGGGGGACUGGCUGUGAUAGUGUGUUGGAGAGGGAAGGCAUGCCUGCCCCCUCCGUGAGUCUGUGGCGGCUUUCAGUUCUCUUGUUUAGCAUCUCCGUGUGUCAAGUGUGUGUAUUUAUAAAAUGGCUGUAGCUCUGUAGGAUGCCUCCAGCAUAGUGGACUAACAAAAAUGGAUUACCUGCCCCACCGCAUUACCAGCCAUGGGCUGAGUGAGUGUUCAGCCACCCAGUGAAACCAGCGAAAUCAGCUCCCUUCUUCCUGGUCCCUGCCAGGGAAGGCUCCCAGCAUGAGGGUGCGUAUUUGAGUGCGGAUGUUUGUGUCUACACACGUGAGCAUUUUUCUGAGUGUGUAUUACCAGAUAGACGGCACUUUGCAUGUCGGCCGUCUUUGCAUCCCUAUUACCUGUGGCAGAGAGGUGUGUGUCUCAGCAGAUGCUUGUGAAUGUGUAUAAGGCUGUGGUGAAGAUAUGUGUGUUUCUACAUAUGCCUUGUGUUUGAGGGAUUUCCUGAUAGCUCCUGUCUUGGAAGGCAAUUCUUAAAGCCAGUUUCUUCUCCCUCCCUUACUGUACCCCUUUCCCUGAGUUAUGCGGGCUUCUUACCCAGGAGUAACGGGCUUUAGCUCACCAGUGUCUCUUGGAGGCCUGCUGUCUUACAUCAGUGUCCAUUCUAUCCUGUCUUGCUUUAGAACCCUGUGACCCAGAACAGCAAGAAACAAACAAAGGUCAAUCAAGCUCUAUGAGAAUUACUGGUCAAACUUUACUACCCUGGAAGCCUUACUAUAUACCUUAAUAUAACUUAGAUAAAAAGAAAAAGACAACCAAUGAUUGGUUGCUAAAAAGCACAGAAAUGUUAACAUAUUUAUUUAACUAGCUCUGCAGCAGAGACAGACUUGAUUGUAAAGUGUUGUAUUUCUGGGUAGUGUUUGUGCUUUAUGGAUCUUGUUACAUACAAAAAAAUCACUACUGUGAAUUUAUUACUAUGUAACUUUGUCAUAUUCCAUUAUAAAUAAAACACAGAUUGUUAA
Molecule: messenger RNA, 5634 nt
Organism: Chinchilla lanigera (long-tailed chinchilla)
Lineage: Eukaryota; Metazoa; Chordata; Mammalia; Rodentia; Chinchillidae
Gene: Vangl1
Product: VANGL planar cell polarity protein 1
Biological process (GO): multicellular organism development
Cellular component (GO): plasma membrane
Source: RefSeq, a predicted model, not a curated record